AAAUGUUUGGCAGGACUUCUGAAACUUUUUGGUAUAAUUAAAUUAGCGGUUAUCGGUAACGUUAGCUGUCCACUAACGGGAUUUGGCAAAAUUCGUAUAUUUUAGCUAAUAGGCAGCUGACUAGAGAAAUUCUUCUGAUGUUUCACUUUCAUUCGUAACGAGAUAGGAGAAUAUGAGCCAAUACAAUCUGUCUUUAUCUAGCUAGCGAACACUGUUGAGCACCAAGUAGCCUCACACUUUGUAUUUGCUUUGUAUACGUUGCGUAUCGGACUAAAAGCUAUGCAGUGACGUCAGAGCUCUUUCUAGAACAUUGUGGCCAGCGAGCUAGCUGACCAGUUUGCUAGACUAGAUAGACUUUGUCAUUUGUUUUUGUUUUGUUUUUUUAGAUUUUUGCUUGUUUUCUGUAGUUGUUGCUAACUUGCUACGUCUAAUUCACUCGUUAGGUAGCUGGCUAAGUUAUCUGAGUACUUAUUUAUUUGAAACGAUAUCCGAAAUGUUCUCCGGACUGACGAAAACUAGGUUAGCAAACGUUAGCUAGCUAAUCAUAGCAACAAUGUUAACUCGCAUCAUUAGUCAUAAGAUCAGAUUGGAGCUGACUGACUUUGGCUCGCAACUCCUCUGAUCUAGAAGAACGGGGGAAGGAAAGAAGUUCCCCCCGUUUCCCACCUCAUCGAAGCGUAAAGAAGUUCCUUUCAGCACAAGGCGAGGAUGGCUUUGCAGAUGUUGCUCCUGUGGGGAGCCUUUCUCUGCGGCGUGUCUGGAGACUAUCCGCCCGAGGCCUUGCAGUACAACCUGGAGUUCCCGGGCAUGGACAACAACCUCCCCAUCGUCACCCGCCCCGCCAACGCGAGCCGGAUUUUCUACGGCGUGAUGUUCGACGCCGGCAGCACCGGCACCCGCAUCCACGUCUACACCUUCAUCCAGAAGAACCGCGACGAGCUGCCGGUGUUGGACAAUGAGAUGUUCCAGUCAGUGAAGCCUGGACUGUCCGCCUAUGCAGACGCGCCUGAAAAGGGCGGGGAGACGGUGAGGCAGCUCCUGAAGCUGGCGAAGAGGACGGUCCCUCGCCUGGAGUGGAAGAGGACCCCCGUCAUACUGAAGGCCACCGCAGGCCUCCGGCUGCUCCCCGAGGAGAAGGCCCAGGCCCUGCUGGAGCAGGUCCAACAGGUCUUCACCGAAUCUCCAUUUUUCAUUCCAAAUGACAGCGUCAGCAUAAUGGAUGGAACAAAUGAAGGGAUCCUGGCCUGGGUGACAGUGAAUUUUUUGACAGGUCACUUGUACUCAGACAGCAAACAGACAGUGGGAACCUUGGAUUUAGGCGGGGGUUCGACCCAAAUCACCUUUCUCCCCAAAUCUGAGAAAACUAUUGAAGCAGCUCCUGCCGAUUAUAUCGCUAAGUUUGACAUGUUCAACACCACGUACCAGCUGUACACGCACAGUUACCUUGGAAACGGAUUGAAAGCAGCACGGCUGGCAACCCUUGGUGCCCUUGGAGCUGAAGGGUUACAGUGGAGGGUUUUUACAAGCUCCUGCCUGCCAAAGAAAUUCAGCGAGAAUUGGACCUUUGGCGGGAUUACUUACAAAGUCAGCGGUGUGGAGGCUGGCUCCUCGGGGUACAAGCACUGCUACGAGGAGGUCCUGAAAGUGGUGAAGGGAAUCGUGCACCAGCCAAUGGAGCUGAGAGGGAACAGCGUCUUCUACGCCUUCUCCUACUACUUUGACAGGGCCGUGGACGCAGGCCUCAUCGACGGCUCUCAAGGAGGGGCGGUAGAAGUUCGAGAUUUCAAGAAGAGGGCCAAAGAAGUUUGCAAUAAAAUGUCCAAGUACGCCGCUGUCAGCCCUUUCCUGUGCAUGGACAUGACCUACAUCACCUGCCUGCUGAAGGAGGGCUUCGGCUUCAAGGAGAACACUGUCCUGCAGCUCACCAAGAAAGUAAAUAACGUGGAGGCGAGUUGGGCCUUGGGUGCCACCUUUGACCACUUCCAUAAACUGAACAUUCACUGAGGUUGUAGAGGGCCGGAGAGACCGCAGUCCCUCACCAUCACUGCGCCACCUGGCUCACCAUCCAGACCCUGGUAUCCUGGGUAUAAUCUGAGAAACACUGCAUAAAAAAGAAUAGUCUCUACGUAGUAAGCUCCAAAUUAAUAUCUCUGCUGUAUGUUUAGAUUUGAACGUCCCAGAACCACAAAGAAUGAUAACUUAACAACGUAUGUGAAUCAACUUAGUUUAAAAUGAAAGGAAAGAGUCAUACCAUUAUUUGUAGUGGUUACAAUUUGUAGUGGGGGGGGCACACCUCAGUCAUCACCAGCAAUGCCAUUUUGUGAGCAUAAUCACCUGUGUUUGAGAGCAAAUUUGUGGCAGAAUGCUCUCAACACAGGUAAUUAUAUAUUUAGCCAAAUAAAAGCUAACUACUAGUAACCAGAUCAGUGUCAUUUUGCAGUGAAUAGCAGAGUUUGUGACGGAUUACUUGAAUGACAUUGAUUUACAGCUACUUUGAAUGGGAAAACUUUUUCAAUGUCUUAUACAAUAGUUUGUUUCCCAUAUGACCAGCCCAUAAAGCUUAAAAAUGAACCAUAUAACAUGUCUCACUGAUAUGCAUCCCCAUAUAUGAAAAAAUAGUAUGCUGAAGUAUACUUGAAGUAUGCUAUUUUGUACUUCAGAAUACCUUUAAGGAUAAAGUGUAUAUCAAGUAUGCUGAGUAUAGUACUUUUUCACUUGGAUCCACUUGAAAGAGUUAUGACUUUACAUCUUUAGGAAAGUAUUGCUGUUUAGUUUCCUCUCAAAGAUGAGAAUAAGGAAUUGAGUUCAGCCCAGCCAACAGGAAGAGGGCAAGAACUGUUGACACACUACCUAGUUUACACAGAAUGGGAUAGUGAGCUGCAGUCAGCUCCUUGUAAUUGCAUGUAAUUGCAUCUGAUAAUUACAUGAAGUGUAUAGUAUGCAAUUUUGAUCCAACUGACUAUACUGCUGUGUGCAUAAGAGUAUGACAUCAUCAAAGGCACACAUGCAGUUAUUAGGUGUCUAUGUGUUCUUUUAUUUGUAAGACAAACAUUUCAAUUCAACCCUGAGUGUUUCUCUUUAAGCAACAGGGGCAGGGGCAUUCAUGUAAUAUUAGGUUUGUUUUAUUUGAUGACUACUAUUUUGAUGGAGCGGUGCAAAGUAUAUAUAUCCAGUCUUAGGUUUUUAUCAACUUUCAUUAUGUCAGAUAAAUAAAUUAAUUAAUUAAUUAAUGUGAAUUAGCAUGAGCAUAAUGGCAUGUUUGGAAAAAAAAGUACUAAAAUAAUCCCCGUCUAAAACUUGUCAAACAAAGGAAUAGAGAAGGGGUGCACAACAAUGGCUGAUCUGUUUCCAGGAUUUUGUGCUGACUUCUGCUCAUAAUUAUUUAAUAAGCUCACGCAUAUCUUCAUCUUUUUUAUAAACGCUGACAACCGUAGACUGCAUGUGUGUCCUAGAGAUUUUACUGUGCUCAGGUACAGGAGUGAACCGGCAUAGAGCUGUAAAGCUGUCAAAACGAGUGAAACCAACGCAAUUGGUUGGAACAAAAAUGACCAUGCAGACCAGCCCUCCAGGACCAGAGUUGUGCACCCCGUCUGCGUGUAUCACUUUAAGUGCUGAUAAUGUUGCUCUAAGGUGCUCUCGCUUCAUAGCGGUCAAGAGUUGUACAUAUUUGUUAUUAUUAAUGGGAAGGCUUCGUGUUUACAGUAACACCUCAGGGUCAAAGGACGCACAUAAUAUUUAUUUCCUACUAUUUGCUGUUCAUGAAUAUGCCUUAAAUUUGUCGGAUUAAUAUCAAUGGCUAAAUCGAUUAUCUGGUAUAUAAAUCAUUUUCAUUUCUUUUAGGCAUUAGAGAGGAACUACUCUUGUUAAAUAUGUUUUUAAUAAUUCUCAUUUGAAUGGAAUUGCUUUUGACGUUUUUUUUGUUUGUUUUUUUAAAACUUGGUCUUUUGUGGUAAAUUAUUUAUUAGAAAGUGCAAUAAUGUACUACAUACAAUAAUUAAAUAAUUUCUUUAUGUACUGCCUACAGAGUGCAAGUUGCUGAGAUCUUCUAUGUCUCGGUACUCUUGUUGCACAAUAGAAGUUUUGUUAACCAAACCUUAGCAGGUCUACUCUUUGUACAUUGAGAACAAAGUGAGGGCCAUACUGCACAUAUAUGCAUAUCAUCAAAUCCUAAGGAAUAAACAGACCAGAUUUUUGCCUUAAAAUUCUAAAAUUUGUGAAAUGUUGAGACAUGCAUUUCAUGCUGUAUUAAACCAUUUGAUAUUUGUA
Messenger RNA from Anguilla rostrata (American eel), 4266 nucleotides. Its product is annotated as ectonucleoside triphosphate diphosphohydrolase 5-like. The transcript is spliced from 14 exons. Gene Ontology annotation, molecular function: hydrolase activity. The record is from RefSeq and is a predicted model, not a curated record. Bases 709 to 2004 code for a protein of 431 amino acids. NCBI's taxonomy places the organism in Eukaryota, Metazoa, Chordata, Actinopteri, Anguilliformes, Anguillidae.